Molecule: messenger RNA, 426 nt
Organism: Heterostelium album PN500
Lineage: Eukaryota; Evosea; Eumycetozoa; Acytosteliales; Acytosteliaceae
Exons: 1
Coding region: 1-426 (141 amino acids)
Source: RefSeq, a predicted model, not a curated record
AUGAUCGUUUUUGCAAAGAAUUUACAACAGAUUCUUUCACUUUAUACAUUCUAUUUCUAUACGAUAUUGAUUACCUUUAUGAAUCAGUAUUUUCUGCCUAUCGAUGAGCUGACAAGCCUAUUUCGCCAGUAUGCCAGUGUCUCAAUCACCAUCUCCAUUCUACAUCGUGAUUUCGGUGAAGACGAUCCCUACGAGUUGGACAAUGGCUCUUUAGAUUUCGUAGGUCAAGAUAUUUUCGGUGAUUCCCAAAACAACAACAACAGCAUUCAUAUAAAUGAUAAUAUCAACUUUAGCAGUAUAACAAUGAUAAAUAAUAGCACCAAUACAUGUAAAUCAAAUAACAAUAAUAAUAACAACAAUAGCAACAACAAUAAUAAUAACAAUAACAAUAACAAUAAUGAUAGUAUAAUAACAAUAGGUAGUUAA